Dermacentor andersoni is the source of this 3651-nucleotide messenger RNA. It is a transcript of the gene Gcat, whose product is annotated as Glycine C-acetyltransferase. The record is from RefSeq and is a predicted model, not a curated record. Gene Ontology annotation, cellular component: mitochondrion. Lineage: Eukaryota; Metazoa; Arthropoda; Arachnida; Ixodida; Ixodidae. Gene Ontology annotation, molecular function: pyridoxal phosphate binding; glycine C-acetyltransferase activity. Gene Ontology annotation, biological process: L-threonine catabolic process; biosynthetic process.
GGCGAGGCUUUCUCUUUCGCUGGCUCGCCAGCGCGCAACAGGUUGCGUGCGGCUCGUGUGUGCUGCGCCGGUGUGUACCGUGGUUUGCCGUGUGGCUGAGGUCAUUGAUACGUCUCGUGCGUUUGUCCGGCUCAUCACCGCAGACAGUCUUCGUUUAGAAGUUCCCGCCGUUCAAGAUAAGAUAAGCAGACGGUGACAUGCUGUCUGCGGCCAUCAAACAAGUUGCAGCCAGGCAUGCUGCUGGUAUGGUGCGUGCCUCUAGCGGCUGGGCAGCCACGCAGGCUCUCCUGCAGGAGCAGCUGGCGGGCAUCCGUGAAGCCGGCACCUACAAGACUGAGCGGGUGCUCACCUCCCGCCAGGCAGCAUCUGUGCGUGUGGCAGGGUGGGACAGGCCCGUGCUCAACUUGUGUGCCAACAACUACCUCGGACUCUCGAGUCACCCGGAUGUGAUCGAGGCUGGCAAGAAGGCCCUGGACACUCAUGGUGCAGGGCUGAGCUCAGUGCGCUUCAUCUGUGGAACACAGGACAUCCACAAGGACCUGGAACAGAAGAUUGCACGCUUCCACGGCCGGGAGGAUGCCAUCUUGUAUGCCAGCUGCUUUGAUGCCAAUGCAGGCAUCUUCGAGGUUCUUUUGAGCCCAGAGGAUGCGGUGCUGUCGGACGAGCUGAACCAUGCCUCUAUCAUUGAUGGAAUCCGGCUCUGCAAGGCACAAAAGUACCGCUUCAAGCACCGAGACAUGAAUGACCUGGAGGAGAAACUGCGGGACGCGGUUGGAAAGAGUCGCCAGAGGCUCAUAGUCACUGAUGGAGUCUUCAGCAUGGAUGGCAAUGUGGCGCCUCUGAGGGACAUUUGUGACCUUGCCGACCGAUACAAUGCCAUGGUGUUUGUGGACGAGUGCCAUGCUACGGGUUUCUUUGGCAACACUGGCAGGGGCACCGAGGAGUACUUUGGUAUCUCUGGCCGUGUGGACAUCAUCAACUCCACCCUGGGCAAGGCACUAGGAGGUGCUGCAGGGGGCUACACCACAUGUCGUCGGGAACUGGUGGACCUUCUGCGGCAGCGCUCACGGCCCUACCUCUUCUCCAACUCCCUGCCCCCACCCGUGGUGGCAUGUGCCUCAAAGGUGUUGGACAUCCUGAUGGCCAGUCCUGAGCUGGCACAGAAGGUGGCUGGACUGACACAGCGCUUCCGUUCACGCAUGACUGCUGCUGGCUUCCAGAUCUCUGGUGACGACCACCCCAUCUGCCCUGUGAUGCUUGGAGAUGCACGUGUGGCUGCUGAUUUCGCUGAUGGCAUGCUGGAGCAAGGCGUGUAUGUGAUUGGCUUCAGUUAUCCAGUGGUACCGAAAGGCAAGGCUCGCAUUCGAGUGCAGAUCUCAGCGGCACAUUCCAUGGAGGACAUAGACCAUACUGUGGAUGCUUUCAUCACAGUGGGCAAGAAGUUUGGAGUGGUUUCGUAGUGUGAAGACCGUCACCACAGUGCAGAGCCUGUCACAAGAAAUAUGGACUCACAUGAAUGUUCUUCAGUAGUUUACAUGUAAUAUGGUUUGCCAAGGGCCAUGUGUGUGGUUCAGUGGCUGGGAUUACUGAAAAUGGCCUGCCAACUUAAAAGGACUGACAACCAUUUGGAACCUGCCUUCACAUGGUGCCAACUCAAAGGUCAUACCUGUGAUCAUACUUUGCAAUAAUAGGAAAAGUUGCAUCAUUUAUUUCUCUUCAAAAGGGGCCCUACAAUGUUACUUUGAUUGCCAAGUGUUGCACCACAAUGACAAUGUUUACCUUGUAGGGUCUAAGAGGGGAUGCAAAAGAAAUUACACAAAUCGACACUGGUAAACGAGAGUUAGCUUACAAAAUCAAAAUAAAAGCAGACGAAAGAAAUGGCACUUUCGUCCAAAGGCGAAGCAUUGAAACCAAUAGCAAGGCAUCUUGGAAUGUGGGCGUAAAGCCCCUUGAUCUUGGAAAGUAGCAACACUUUCCAUCUCGCUUGAGCUUCCUUCGUCAGUUUCACUCCGCUGGCUGGCACGCUGCGCCUGCUUGCUGUGCCUGCGACUGCCAAGCAUGUGGUUUUGGUUGUGCAUGGAGACUAGAACCAGCGAUACGGAUAUGUUGUUAGGGUGCUGGCAGAUUGUCUGGAACAGUAAAUUUAGAAGGACUAACAAAAGCGCUCUAAGAGAUUAAGUACGGUAGUUCAGCAGUGUGCUCUUUCUGGCCGCUUUGGCCGUCCAUGGCACAGUGAAGUAAGGAACCUCGUUUUGUAUUAAAGAAAAAUCUUCAGAAGCAAGAGAAGCAGCAGUAUUCAGACAGUGAAUCGGUUUUUUAUCUAGUGCAAGUCCAGUGCUUGUGCCAUGCUGGGCAUAUGUGGACAGCUGUAAUGGUACAAGUUAAUGCAUGCCAGUGCUGCCUACUGUAGGAAAAUUUUCUUAGAUCUAGGGAUUCUGAGCUUUGUUUAAGGAAAGUGGGAAAUUCGUCCAAAUUGCAGCUGUGGCCCAGUGCGCUGGAUACCUGGCUUAGCUGCAGGAGGUGCGUCAUUGUUUCCCUACCGCCGGACAACCACCAAUUAUUGGAUGGGUACAAACAGCUUCCCUGACUUUCCAGGAGUGCAUAUUUUACUGGUAGGUGCCCGGUGGCAGCUCUACACGGCCACGGCGGGUGCUGUUCAGCAAGGCCAUCUGUGGCUGGACAAGGGGCGUCCAAAAACCAUGCCUAGAAAUAUAUAUAGGGUCCCCUUUUGAGAUGCAAAUCCCUACAAGUAGCCGAGCACCAAGCUGAGGGACAUCGACCUCUACCAAUUAGAAAAGCCGAUGGAUUCCCGGCAGUACUGGUAUUCCAGCCCGGUACAUCUUGGAUAUAAGGAAGAUGCUCUACUUCAAGGCUGCCACUGCGCUUCUCUUCUUCCUCCUUUUUAACCCUUUGAGGGUCAAUGACGUAAAUAUGCGGCGCCGUGAACAAGUCCAAAAGUCGUCAACGCCGUAUAUUUACGGCGCCGUCUGUAUGCUUAAAAAGUGCGCCAAUUUCCUAACUUUUUCUUUUCUGUCAUGUGCUGCCACUAUGUUGGAAUGCAGGAAAUUUGUUUCGCGCGCCUCCCUCUCUCGGUUUUCGUUGCACGGUUUGUUUUAGAGCUCGUUUGCUCCCGCGUGUGUACAUACUACUGCUCGCGUAUUGUUGCGCGCUCGGGUGGGCGGCGGUUUGCGUUUUGUUCUGCGGCCGGUUUCGGCUUGUUUCGCUUGCAAAGCUGAAGGCUAUCUCGUUACUAAUCGCUCAAAUGGCUACCGCUUGUUUCUAGCGCAUGUAGUGCUCACAAGGGUGCGCAUAGGAAGGAUUCCGCCGUGCAUGCAUUUCCGUUACUUUUUUUUGGAUAGUCGCGAAAACUAAUUGCCUCUAGUUGGCAAUAAGAUAGAUUAGCGGAAGUUUGUUACACCUUUUGCUUUUUUGACGUGCACACAACCACACAGUUUUCCUGAGUGCGCGCACAUAUGCAGUUCGAUUACGCUAUGGACGUAAAUAUUAGCGCACUUGAGAGUUGCGAAAUAUUUUUGUGUGUGCAUUUUCAAAGCCUUGAACUAUGUGUAUAACAAUGCAUAAUCUUUUUAUUCUUAUAAGUUUAUUUCUAUUUUUAUUGUUACUCAUGAAUGAAAAGUACAUAUAUACCGA